Owenia fusiformis is the source of this 1440-nucleotide messenger RNA. The record is from the annotation of a GenBank genome assembly. NCBI's taxonomy places the organism in Eukaryota, Metazoa, Annelida, Polychaeta, Sabellida, Oweniidae.
UAGACACACCGAUAUGUAUUGUCUCUUUAAAUAGCUUAUCCAGUGAAGUAUUAUUCACAACAAGAUUAAGCAAACUAACAGAAACUCUGAAAAGGUCUUUCAAUAACAUUUCUUUAGUGGAUUAAAUAUUAAAAAGCCAUAUCCAUAUAGCCAGUGGAUGAUUUGUUGAUCAGUUGAUGAAGUUAUCACAUUUGUUUUGAUAUAACACAACUGGAGUGAGUCUGGUUAAUACUAAAACAUGGAAUUUUACAAUCGCCAAACUAUGGGCUACAAUGGACCUACCUAUGCAGGGGGUAGUUCCUUCCCAGCAUACACCAAACCUCCACAAAGGGGACACUUGAUUCAUGAAGUUGGACAGUAUGGCUUCAGACUUGGUAUGUGUAACUAUCCAUGGUAUGUUGAUGCAAGGGCUGGUGAUAUUGUUAUUUCCGAUAAAGGAAACGACAGGAUUCAAGCAAUGACCUCCAAAGGUGACGUCCACAAGACAUUUGAAGCUUACGGAGGAAUCGGCCACACAGCUAAUAAGUUUGUUCAACCGAGUGGUGUUGCAGUGUGUGACUCGACAGGCACAAAUAUGGUCAUUGCUGACACUGGGAAUCGUAGAGUCAACCUUGUCAAGGUCAGUGGAGAGGGCUUUGAUAUGGUCCACAGCUUUGGACAGCAAGAUUUCAUUCAACCAAUGGGUGUUGAAUUUGACAUUAGAAGGAAUGUUAUUCUUGUCACUGAUUACAUGGCAAGUAGAGUGACACUACAUGAGCUGAAUGGAUUAAGCCAUGGUCCAUUCCGUGAUGACCCUCAAUGCCCUCUGAAAGGCCCUGCUGAUGUAGCAAUCAGUGAACAAGGACAGAUUUUUGUGAGUGAUUCUGGUAACGAUUCAAUUCAGGUUUUCGAUAAGAGUGGGAACUUCAUUGGGCGAUUAGGAGAACGUGGAUCAGGAGAAGGACAGUUUAUAAAGCCAUGGGGAGUGUGCAUCGACAGAAAGGGUAAUUUGUUAGUGGCUGAUGAGGGAAACAACAGAGUACAGAUGUUUUCCAGUGAUCUUAGAUAUAUCUGUGAUGUGGUCAAUGAUAUCCAUACACCAAAAGGCAUCUCUGUUGGUAUACAUGAACAGUUAGUGGUCACAUGUGGAGAUCCAAGAGCAUUUGUUAAAAUCUAUAACUACAUCUGAGUUACAAGAUGGAGAACCAUAAUAAACAGUAUGUUUUUUUCAUUGCCUAACCUAUUGAUGGUGCCAAAAAAGACAAGCAACUACCUUUCAGAUGAAACUGUAUGAAAGUCAAGAUAAAUUGAGUGGAGAGUCUUUAUUCAUAUAUCCUCAUUUUAGACCAAUGGCAUUAAUAUUAUAGAGUUAAGCACAAGUCAAUUUGUACCUUUAACUUUCCAUAUGUUCUUCUGUUGUCUAACUUCACACAGUUCAUCUUUUACAUAGGCCUUGUACUA